GCCUUUCAAAUUGGGUUCUUCUGUUCCUCGCCAUCACCAACCAAGUACCUCCGCCCCUGACUCUGUUCUUGCUAACAAUGUCGGAGGCCUGACGAGUGGACCUCCAUUUCUUGCUCAGUCCCAGAAAUUUCCCGGAAUAUUCUGAAAUCCCCACGUCGAGUUCUUCUGAGUUUCCCGAUCCCACUCUGUUCUUCCUCCUCCUCCAUGAUCUGCCACAAGUGAAAGCCCAGUGGCGUUUUCUGAAUGUCAGACUCGUGAAACUCAACAUUUCGAGGAAGUUUCCUUCUGAAUCUCGAAGUCUUCUCAUACAGAGGAAGUCUUAAGAGACGGGCCAAUCUCUCGACCUCACUGCGCGAGACCAUGAAUUCUGGGUCGCACGACGUGCUCAAUGCGGUGCUGCCAUUGUUGAAGCUCCUCACCAUAGCCCUGAUCGGUCUCCUCCUCGCUCACCCGAGAUUCAAAAUCGCCCCGAAGUCCACCUUCAGGCUGCUCAGCAAGCUCGUGUUCGCUCUGUUCUUGCCCUGCUUGAUCUUCACCCACCUCGGCCCCUGCACUUCGUACAAGAGCAUCGUCCGGUGGUGGUUCAUUCCCGUGAACAUCGUGGUGAGCACCGCCAUCGGGUGCGUCCUGGGGUUCGUGGUCGCGCUGAUAUGCCGGCCGCCACCCGAGUUCUUCCGAUUCACUGUGAUCAUGACAGCGUUCGGGAACACGGGCAACCUUCCUCUCGCGGUCGUUUCGUCAGUCUGCCACAAUGUGGAGAACCCGUUCGGUCCGGAAUGCUACGGCCCCGCUGUGGCCUACGUCUCUUUCUCGCAGUGGGUGUCGGUCUUGUUGGUCUAUACCCUCGUGUACCACAUGAUGGAGCCACCGCUGGAGUUCUACGAGGUCGUCGGCCAUGAUGAAGUCGAGAUCCAGGAAAUAACUGAAGAAGAUUUGGAUAGACCGUUAAUCAAUGGGGACGCGCUCACGAGUGAACUAAGCAGGCCUCUCCUAGUCGAAGCCGAAUGGCCUGGAAUUGAAGAUAAAGAGACCGAGCAUUGCAAGACACCCUUCAUUGCAAGGCUCUUCAAUAGCAUAUCGGGCUUUUCGCACACCACACUUCCGGAAUCCGAUAUGUCAGAGGUCGGUGGCGAAAGCAGCCCAAAGUCGGUGAGGUGCUUAGCUGAGCCGAAGGUGAUUAGGAAGAUCAGAAUCGUCGCCGAGAAGACCCCGAUUCACCACAUCCUUCAACCCGCAAUCAUAGCAUCUAUAUUAGCUAUAUUUGUAGGGAUGAUUCCUAUGCUCAAGGACUUAUGCUUCGGAGACAACCCAGUGCUUGGCUUCCUCACAGACAGUUUGGACAUCAUGGCAGGCGCGAUGGUGCCCUCGGCGAUGCUUGUCCUCGGGGGAAUGCUCGCCGAGGGCCCCAAUGAGUCAAGGCUUGGCCUCCGCACCACGAUUGGGAUCAUGGUGGCCCGGCUGUUGGUGCUUCCCCUGCUGGGCAUUGGUGUAGUACUCUUGGCCGAUAGAUGGGGCUUGUUGAUGGCUGGGGAGGAGCUGUACAAGUUCGUGCUCCUGCUGCAGUACACGACGCCGAGCGCCAUCUUGCUCGGGGCGAUUGCGAGCCUGAGGGGCUAUGCCGUGAGCGAGGCCUCGGCACUUCUCUUCUGGCAGCAUGUGUUUGCUUUGAUCUCUCUGUCCGUGUACCUGACUGUCUACUUCAAGUGGCUUCUGUCUUCCAGUUGAGAUGUUGGCCCCGAGCUCAGUUGGUUUUUGUUCAUCUCGGCUUCUUGAUAUUGCCCGAUUCAGUUGAUGUAAUUCCACAGGCAUGUGGUGCCAAUAUUCUUUGUUUGGGUUUGGAAGAUUGCAACUCUUUACUUUCUAUAAAUCUUUCAAUUCUCAAUCCAAAAGAUGCAUUUUAGUAGCUAGAGAUGUAAUCGAGUCGAGUGGAACAAAUAUGAUGCCAUGCUCGAAUUCCUCAAUUAGUAUAUUCAGCGCUUGAAACACGACUCAAAAGUCAAUCUAGUGA
Messenger RNA from Rhodamnia argentea, 2008 nucleotides. RefSeq names its product protein PIN-LIKES 2-like. NCBI's taxonomy places the organism in Eukaryota, Viridiplantae, Streptophyta, Magnoliopsida, Myrtales, Myrtaceae. The record is from RefSeq and is a predicted model, not a curated record. The transcript has a single exon. Bases 361 to 1725 code for a protein of 454 amino acids. Gene Ontology annotation, cellular component: membrane. Gene Ontology annotation, biological process: endoplasmic reticulum to cytosol auxin transport.